This is a messenger RNA of Trichomycterus rosablanca, 847 nucleotides long. RefSeq names its product lecithin retinol acyltransferase b, tandem duplicate 2 (gene lratb.2). Gene Ontology annotation, molecular function: phosphatidylcholine-retinol O-acyltransferase activity. Gene Ontology annotation, cellular component: rough endoplasmic reticulum. NCBI's taxonomy places the organism in Eukaryota, Metazoa, Chordata, Actinopteri, Siluriformes, Trichomycteridae. Gene Ontology annotation, biological process: vitamin A metabolic process; retinol metabolic process. The record is from RefSeq and is a predicted model, not a curated record. The coding region runs from base 1 to 660 and encodes 219 amino acids. The transcript has 2 exons.
AUGUUUCCCCUGCAGGUUCUCGGCUGCUUUUUCAUAGCCCUGACAACGGACAAGAAUAAAAAGAAACUGAUGGCAUGCGCGUAUGACCUCUCAAUGUUCAAACGUGGAGACCUCCUGGAGGUCCCCCGAACUCUGUUCACCCAUUUUGGGAUCUAUCUGGGCAACAACCGUGUGGCACACCUCAUCCCAGACAUUCUGCCGGUCAUCUCGAGUGAUAAAAUUGCCAUCUCCAAGAUGGUGACCAACGACCGGCUGAUUCUUGGAGUGAUUGCGAAGAAGGCCAGUGUUCGCGUGGACUGCGUGGCUGACUUUGCGUACGGAGCGGAGAUACUUGUGAACAACAUGGACAAGGUGUGCAGUCGGCCGCCUCUCGAGGCCGAAGAGGUGGCUACGCGAGCAGAGAAGAUGGUGGGAGAUAUGGAUUACAGUCUGCUCUGGUUCAACUGUGAACAUUAUGUCAUGUACUGCAGAUAUGGCACCAGUAUGAGCUUUCAGACCUACCAGUUUUGCAAAAAUGUGAGGAAGAUUGUGUUCAGCAAGACAAAUUCGUUUCUGAGCCUACUACUGUGUGUAUUCAUCAUGGUUUACCUGGGCAGUCUGUCAGUGUGUGGGAUCUUACCUACGCUGAUCAUCCCCUUCACCAUAUGGAUGGCAUCAUGAUGUGCUCCUAAAGGCCAGGAGGGGGAAUGGUUUGGUGCUGGGCGUGUAAUCUAUGGCACUCUCAUUUCUAAAUGUGCAUUAUGUAUUACUAAUUGCAGUACAGAUGUUGAUUCAUUGUUUUAAUGUCACAAUGAGCCAGUGCUGUUGAUAAAAAGUAGCAUAGAAUUAAAAACCAAGAAUGUGUGUU